CCAUUACUCUAACCCUAAGCCCAACUAAGUCCCACGUUACCUACUAUGCUUUACUCUCAAUUUGGCCUUUAACAAAUUUCCGUUCAAAGCAUAGCAGCAACAGCGGUGAUGAAUAACUUCGUCGGCGGCGAAUAAUUGGUCGGCCACAAGACAGAGUUCGCUUGCUUUGUUGGUGACGCAAGCUUUUGGUUGGUGAGGCAUCUACAAGGGCUGAGGAACUAUUCUGAGCUCCCUUCAAUCCAAAUUCUAACAGGUCAGUUUUCAAAACUUAUUUUUCAUACUUUAAUUUUGAAGUGCAUAUAAAUGUUUGACUUGUUAAUAAAAUCGACUCUUUAAACUACUUUUUCAAUUUUUUACUAUUAUAGUAGUAGAUUCAUAUAAUAUGAAUCAUGAGUGGGUGAAGACCUCAAAUCGGAUUGCUCCAGAAUAUGUGGCUGGGAUUAAGGAGUUCAUAAAUGUUGCCAAGCAGAACCUAGAUGGAAAUGGAUUGACACCAUGUCCUUGUCGUGAUUGUCUUAAUUCGAGGUUUCAUCCUAUUGAUGUUAUCAGAUCUCAUCUGAUAUCUAAAGGAAUUGAUUAGUCAUAUGUACAAUGGGUAUAUCAUGGUGAAGACCAGUCUCAUGAUGAUGAAGGUGUUGGUAAUGGAGAAUCGGAAGAUGAUGAAUUUGAUGGUUUGAGAGCGGGUUUACAUGAUGCAUUCAGUAAUCAAUAUUUCAAUAUUGGGGAUGCUUCUGAUUUUUCUGAAAAUCAAUCACCCAUAGCAGAAGAGGCUCAUUAUGAGAAGUUAUAUGAAGCUUUAGAUAAUCCGUUGUUUGAAGGAUGUCAUAAAUCUUCGGCAUUGACCUUUAUUGUGAAGCUGGUGAAUAUAAAGGUCAUGCACAAGUGGAGUGAUAGCUCUUUUGAGAUGUUGUUAAAGCUACUUCAGGAGGUUUUCCCUCAAAGUAAUAAUUGUCCAAAAAGCUACUAUGAGACUAGGAAGCUACUGUGUGACGUUGGUUUAGGUUAUGAGCUUAUUGAUGUUUGCCAAUUUGAUUGUAUCUUGUUCUAUGGUAACCAUAAAUAUGAUAUCACAUGUCCUAUAUGUAAUUGUAGUAGAUACAUUCGGAAGAAGAUUCCACAUAAGAGGGCAAGAUACUUCCCCUUGAGUCUACGUCUGAAACGAAUUUACGCUUCACGUCACACUGCGAGAGACAUGCGUUGGCAUAAGGAAGUGCGUAAGGAAGAAAUUGGAGUUCUACGUCAUCCCGCCGAUGGAAAAGCUUGGAAGCACUUUGAUGGGUUGUACCCAGAAUUUGCUGAAGACUCGAGAAAUAUAAGAAUGGGGUUAGCUUCAGAUGGGUUCAAUCCAUUUAGUAAUCCAGUUUGGGAGUUUACACCUCAUAAAAGAGACUCCCAAUUGAUCAAAAAGAUUGCUCUGAUUAGAGAUCAAAUUGUCUCUCAUUUCGACAACACCCACGAUGCCAUUAGUUUUCUCAAUACUUGCCAAACUAAUGGCAAGCUAUCCUCGAGUUUGGUGUACAACCUUCUUAGAGUUAAGGGGGGAACUCAAAUGUGGAUGUCUUUCAUUUGGAAGAACUAUAUCCCCCCUAAGUUCUCCUUCACGGUUUGGUUAGCCUUUCGUAACCGCCUUGCCACUAUUGAUAACUUGCAUAGAUUAGAUGUUGUUAAUGUUUGCCCCCUUUGUAAGGGUGGUCCGGAAACGGUACCACACCUAUUUUUUACUUGUGCUUUUUCAGGUAAAGUUUGGCAUAGAGUCAGGACGUGGCUGGACAUUCCUAGGGAGAUGGGGACCAUGCUGAACUCGUUGAAAUGGAUCAAGAGGAAGAGACAAGGCUCGGGGAUCAAAGCUAAGGCGGCUAGGAUUGCUUUUUGCUACUCCAUCUACUGGAUCUGGAGAACCCGGAAUGCUACAUGCUUUGAUGGCCUUGUUCCCAAAGAAGAAGUCGUUUUUGCGAGGAUUCAAUACAUUGUUUACAAGAUUUUGUACAGUCUUUAUCCGCAUGAACUUGUAAAGUUGUGACUUGUUGUGCCUAACCAUCUCUUUGAUUGGUUUUGGCGUUUCUUGUGGCUGUUUUUUGGGCUUGUUUGUGCUUCACCACAGCUUGGUUUUGGUGUGGGGCGUUGCUUGUUUUUGAGCUCUUUUGCUGGUUUGGGUUAUCCAUGUUUGGAUAACCUGCAGUUUUGUUUCCCUUUUUGUUUGUACAUUCUGAAUCUCUGUUUUCUUGGGUGGUUCUUUUAAUAUACUUACAGUUCAUCCAAAA
This is a messenger RNA of Cuscuta epithymum, 2261 nucleotides long. NCBI's taxonomy places the organism in Eukaryota, Viridiplantae, Streptophyta, Magnoliopsida, Solanales, Convolvulaceae. The record is from the annotation of a GenBank genome assembly.